Molecule: messenger RNA, 1716 nt
Organism: Scedosporium apiospermum
Lineage: Eukaryota; Fungi; Ascomycota; Sordariomycetes; Microascales; Microascaceae
Exons: 4
Coding region: 1-1716 (571 amino acids)
Biological process (GO): adenosine catabolic process; inosine biosynthetic process
Molecular function (GO): adenosine deaminase activity
Source: RefSeq, a predicted model, not a curated record
AUGGUCCAGGAGCCAGGGCGACCGGGGCCCAGCUCAGUUACGGCUCCAGUCACUAUGGCCGAACGCCCUGUAGCCUCGGCGGAGCUCGGCUUCUUUAGCGUCGAGGAUUACUUUACGCAACGAGAUGAGGUCAAGAAACGACAGCACGCGAUCGCCUUUGAUCAUGAGUGUACCGUCCAUGCUAGCAAGAAGGAACAGAAAGCGGACCAGAUACUGCAGCUCCUCAAAAAGAGAGACAACCUUAGAGUCUACAAGGCAGCCUCGCCUCGCGUAGGCUACGGCGGCCAACAGCAUCCGCGGUUUGCGGGGGACCAUUUCCUAUCAAACGAGUCGUUGAUAGAGCAGACAGAUGUCUUCCGCGUCGCGCACCAUAUGCCCAAAGGUGCACACCUUCACAUUCACUUCAACGCGUGCCUAGACCCUAGUGUUCUGCUUGAAGUUGCAAAGAACAUGGAUCGCAUGUUCAUCACUAGCGAUCUCCCAUUAAUCUUAGACCACAGCUCCUUCAAUUACGACCGAUGUGAGAUCCAGUUCUCUCUUCUUCCGCCCGAGAAGGAACGGCCCGGGAAUUUGUUCUCAGCAACAUAUCAGCCACGUCAAACAAUGCCGUUCAAGCAGUUCCUUAAUGAGUUUUCUUCUCAUAAUCCACACAUUAGUGUAGAUGAAUGGUUAGAACGGAAACUUCUUUUCGAUGAGGAGGAGGCACAUAACAAACUCCAGACAUGUUCGGGGGCGUGGCAAAAGUUCAACGGGAGGACACGCAUGAUGAAGGGGCUUUUUAACUACGAGUCGGCCUACCGGAUAUACACCCGACGGUGCCUCGAAGAAUUCGUCAGAGACAAUAUCCAGUACGCUGAAAUUAGGCCAAACUUUAUGAAGACUAAUCAGCUAUAUGUCGACGAUGCAUCCCGCACGAUAAACAACGAGGGGAUUAUGCAUAUCAUCAUAGACGAGUACAACAAGUUUCAGGCGCAGACGCAGGGGUACUUCGGAGGACUUAAGAUUAUCUACUGCACGCCGAGGGUGUUCUCUAGGGAGCAGGUCCGAUUUGCGCUAAAUGAAUGCCGUGCCUUCAAGAAGAGGUGGCCGGAGUGGAUUGCCGGCUUUGACCUUGUUGGAGAAGAGGCUGAACCGAACCCUCUCAAGACUUUUGUGCCUGAGCUCCUCGAGUUUCGGAAGCUAUGCAUCGAGGAGAAUUUAGACAUACCCUUCCUCUUCCAUUGUGGAGAGACCCUCAAUAUCGGGACAGAGACGGACGAAAACCUCCUUGACGCACUACUUCUCGAUGCCAAACGCAUCGGGCACGGGUUCGCUCUGGCGCGACAGCCGUACGUCAUGGAGCGCAUGAAGGAGCGGGGGAUUUGCCUCGAGCUCUGCCCGAUAUCAAACGAGGUCUUGGGUCUUACGCCACGAGUUGGCGGCCAUGCCAUGUACACCCUUCUCGCAAACAAUGUGCACUGCACAGUGAACUCGGAUAACGGAACCUUUUUUAGGUCAACAUUAUCUCACGACUUUUACCAAGUCAUGAUUGGCAAGUCCGAUAUGUCGCUGCAUGGCUGGCGACAGCUCAUUGAGUGGAGUCUACAACACUCAUGUAUGUCGAUCGAUGAGCGACAAAAUGUUCGGGCGGAAUGGGAGAAGCGGUGGGAUGCGUUUUUGGAUUGGAUGCUCGAGGAAUACGGAGCUAUCGCGGACGGGAAUGAUGCAGGACACUGA